This is a messenger RNA of Dentiscutata erythropus, 894 nucleotides long. Lineage: Eukaryota; Fungi; Glomeromycota; Glomeromycetes; Diversisporales; Gigasporaceae. The record is from the annotation of a GenBank genome assembly.
AUGGUAAACUACUAUGAAGUCUUAGGAAUUGAUGCCAAUUCGACGGAGGAGGACAUUCGUAAAGCUUAUAGGCGCCAAGCUUUGAUAUGGCAUCCUGAUAAGAAUGUCCAAAAUCGGGAAGAAGCUGAAGCCAAAUUUAAAUUGAUUGCGGAGGCUUAUGAAGUAUUAAGCGACGUUGAGAAAAGGAGAAUAUACGACCAGUACGGCGAAGAAGGCCUUAAAAACGGUGGCCCCACUUUUGAACAACGUCCUUUCCAAUUUCACGAUCCUCAAGAAAUAUUUCGUCAAUUCUUCUCUGCGUUUGGUGGUGACCCAUUCGGCGGUAAUAUGUUUAAUCAUGUUAAUCAUGAUUUCCCCUCCCACUUUUCGUCAACAUCGAGCUUCAGUAGCGGUCCGCAGUUUCGAUCAGUUCAUCCAUUUGAUCCAUUUGGUGGAUUUGGUGGAUUUGGAGGUUUUCCAUCUUCUUCAUUUUCAAUCUCAACCAAUUCAUUUUCUAGCGGAUCUGGUAGCGGCGGGUUCAUUAAUAAAUCUACCUCUACACAAAUAAUCAAUGGGGUUAGAACAACUGUUACAAGAACUGAGGACGCGGAGGGCAAUGUUACUGAAGUCACAGAAUCAUCUGACGGCACUAGUAGUCAAGUGACGUACAAUAAUAGAGUUCAAAAUAAUAGUUCGAGGUCUAUAAACUUACCGAUUCAGGAUGGAGGUCUAUCCUACCCUAUGUUAAGUCAACAACAAUAUCUGCAGCAGCAAGAACCAUAUACGCAACGGCAUCAACAAUACAGUCGAACAUCUUCAGGCCAAAACUCGGUGAAUAUUGGUCACAGAGAUGACCAUGCUCAGGACCAGCAUAAAUCUCAUGGAAGAUUUAAUAAUAUCUUUCGUAAAAAAUAG